Messenger RNA from Cetraspora pellucida, 205 nucleotides. The record is from the annotation of a GenBank genome assembly. NCBI's taxonomy places the organism in Eukaryota, Fungi, Glomeromycota, Glomeromycetes, Diversisporales, Gigasporaceae.
AUGAAAGAUAUAAAUAAAAGAGUAUUACCAACUGGAUAUCAUACUUUAUUUUUAUCUAUUUUUAAUAGUUGUAAUUAUUAUUAUAAACUAUUUGAUCAAGAUUUUGAUAGAACUAUUUUAAUAUGUAAAGCAGAAGAUAAAGAUAAACUUACUAAAGAUAAUUUAGAAGAUGAUGAUAAUAGUGAAAAUGAAGAAGAUGAUACAA